Messenger RNA from Paramecium pentaurelia, 1225 nucleotides. Lineage: Eukaryota; Ciliophora; Oligohymenophorea; Peniculida; Parameciidae. The record is from the annotation of a GenBank genome assembly.
AUGGGAGGCUGCGAGUUCAAAUUUAGAGGAUCAUGUGAUGAUACUUGUACUGAUAUGCUAUUAAUAUAUAUAUAGAGAUGUCUCUAUAGAAUUUUGAAUUAAUAUCUGUUAUUGGUCAAGGAGGUUUUGGUAAAGUAUACAAGGCUAGACUCUAAAAGACAAGAAAUUUAAUAGUUGCUUUAAAAGUUAUGUCUAAAGUUAGGUAUUAAAUCAUUUUUAAACAUAAGAGUUAUACAAAAAAAGAGUGUUAGUUCAGUCAUGAAUGAAUUAUAAAUAUUGUCAACAUUAAAGCACGAGUAUUAUUUUAAUAUUACAUAUCUAUAGAUUUAUCAUUAAUAUUGUAAGUGCAUUUUAAGAUCGUUAUCAAUUAUAUUUAGCAAUGGAUUUCUUAGCUGGAGGAGAUUUAAGAUUUCAUAUUUGUAAAUAUAGAAAAUUUUCAGAAUCAAUUACUAAACAUAUAGCUGCUUGUAUUAUUAUUGGAUUAGAUUACAUUCAUUCCAAUGGAAUAAUACAUAGAGAUAUUAAACCUGAAAAUCUAGUUUUUGAUAGUGAUGGUUAUUUAAGAAUCACAGAUUUUGGUAUUGCAAGAAUAUGGAAACCUUAAAAUAGUCAUGAAACUAGUGGUACUCCAGGAUAUAUGGCUCCUGAAGUUAUGUGUAGAUAAAAUCAUGGCAUUGCUGUAGAUUACUUUGCACUAGGAAUAAUAAUGCAUGAAUGCAUUGUAAUUUAAUAUAUUUGAUUGAUUAAGUUAGGUAAAAGACCUUAUAAUGGUAAAAGUAGAUAAGAAAUCAGAGAUUAAAUUAUAGCAAAAUAAGCAGUAUUAACAGAUGUUCCAUAAGGUUGGAGUGAUGAAGCUAUUAAUUUUACAAAUUAACUUAUAAAUAGAAAACCAACCAAUAGAUUAGGAUAUAAUGGACCCGAAGAAGUUAAAAAUCAUCCAUGGUUUAAAGAUAUAUAUUGGAAUGAUUAUGAAAAAAAGUUAAUACCUUCUCCAUUUAUUCCAGAUGGAAAAUUAGAAAAUUAUUUAAAAUCAAAUAGAUUAGAAUCUUUAGAAGAUUAAUCAAUCCUACAUUCGGAACAAAUCUAAUGUAUAAUAUUGAUCAAACCUUUAGAAUAAUUUCUCGGUUAUGAAUAUCUGCCUUAAGUAAAUGGACAAACAUCUUUGAUGUCAGCUAUUGUCUCUCCAAGAACUUCUAAUAUAAGAAUUUAACUUAAAGAAUAAUGA